This is a messenger RNA of Closterium sp. Yama58-4, 277 nucleotides long. NCBI's taxonomy places the organism in Eukaryota, Viridiplantae, Streptophyta, Zygnematophyceae, Desmidiales, Closteriaceae. The record is from the annotation of a GenBank genome assembly.
GGCCGGCGUUCCGAGACAUGAAGGCGCAAUUCAGCAGUGCAAGACCAGACAUCACCGACACCUGGGUGGAGAACGGCAACUGCUUGAGUUUCGCUGGUGUCGUCUGCGACGGCCUUGGCUUCCCGACAGUAUUAGACUUAUCAUCCAAACGACUAACAGGCUCCCUUCCCGAGACCUUUGGCGCCCUCGUCAAUCUUCAAUACGUGUAUCUUAGCGACAACCAAUUGGAAGGGCCGAUCCCAAAAUCAAUCUCCCAAAUGACUUCACUAUCCUUACU